AUGCAAGCCGUUCUCUCAUCAGAUUUUUCAAUUGGACAAUUUCGAUAUCUAGAAAGGUUGCUUCUCGUGCAUGGAAGACAGUCAUAUCUUCGAAUGUGCAAAUUUCUUCGAUAUUUUUUCUACAAGAAUUUUGCUUAUACACUUACUAAUUUUUGGUAUUCUUUCUUUUCCGGAUAUUCUGCUCAGACUGUCUAUGAUCCUGUGCUCAUUUCCCUCUAUAAUCUUCUCUUUACGGCUAUGCCUGUUUUGGCUAUGGGUAUUCUAGAUCAAGACGUAAAUGAUGAAUACAGCCUUAGAUUUCCACGUCUUUACAUUCCUGGCCAAUUCAACCUAUUUUUUAAUAUGCGAAUAUUUAUUUAUUCUGUGAUACAUGGAAUGAUAAGUUCACUUGUCCUUUUCUUCGUCCCAUAUGGAACCCUUUACAACGCUGUCAGUUUUACUGGACGUGAUAUGAAUGACUACUCAAUUUUGGCUUUUACAUCCUUCACAGCUUUAGUUUUGGUAGUUAAUGGGCAAAUUGCUUUUGAUACUUCUUAUUGGACUUGGAUUAAUUGGUUUGUUGUUCUCGGUUCUGUGGCUGUUUAUUUUGGUGUUGUUGUUACAAUAUAUCAGGUUCUCCCAACACGCUGGCUUUAUGGUUAUGUUAGCUUUAUCAAUGUGGAUGUUUUUGCUAGAGCUGUCGCCUUUCCAGGAUUUUGGCUUUCUUUAGCUUUAAUUUGUGCAAUUUUGCUUCUACCAACACUUGGAAACAGAUUUUUCUGGUUUGACGCCCACCCCUCCUAUGCUGACAGGCUUAGAGUAAGGCAUCGUUUAUAUGGAGAGGAAAAAACUGCAAAGCCUUCAACACCUGCAGCACCUCAACAUGCUUUACCCCCUAGAGGGAGAACUUCUAGAUGGAGUUCUAAACAACGGGAUUUACGUUCUGGCUAUGCUUUUUCGCAUUGUGCCGGUUUUGGGGAAUUAAUAGCAAAGGGAACACUUUUCAAAAAUUUGGAGAAUCUACGCAUUCCGUCAUUGUAA
Molecule: messenger RNA, 1020 nt
Organism: Meloidogyne enterolobii
Lineage: Eukaryota; Metazoa; Nematoda; Chromadorea; Rhabditida; Meloidogynidae
Source: the annotation of a GenBank genome assembly